CCACAUAAGCUGCCAUCCCAGCAACCUGAUUCUACUGGAGUCAUGGACUCCAUAGAACUCUUGCAAAAACCCCAGUUCACAAGGUGCAAAUCUCUUUGAUUGAUUUCGGAAUUCGCCCCAAUCCCAGCGACGAACCACCGAAGAAAUCAGAGACACUCAUCCGUGUAUCAACAAAUGGAGACAAGUUGGGGAGACAGAGAUUCAAGGAUAAUCAAUUCUGGAAGAGAUCAAGAUGCUCCAAAGACCAGCCCUGAUGCAGCUCUUGAUUUGCCGCCGCAGGUUCCUCACUGCAUUGGAGAUAAAAAGAGGGUUAUUACUCCUCCAACUCCAGCAGAGAAAGAAGAGGGGUUCAGGAAGAAGCGGAAACAACAUGUUAAAAUAAAAAAACACAGACCCAAGAUUUUUGAUGAGAGCAAACCCAGAAGGACUCCACGACCUAAUCCUAAAAGGGAAGGAGAAAAGAGGAAACGUACUACAGAAAACAGUCCCGUGAAGCCACCUGGUUCAGCUAUUAGAUCAAGAAAGAUGCCUGACUCUUCAGCUUUAAAUCCUCAAACUCCUAUGCCUUCAGCCAAGGAAAGAAAGAAAAAUGGUACUUCCGGAAAAUCGAAACACCAAUCGAUGUCAUGUAAACGAGGCAUCAGUUUCAAUUUAGAAAGCGCUGCAGAAGAGACUAAUGUUGUCGUAGAGAUAGCUGGUCCACGUAUGGAAGAUGAAAAGAGGCAGAUUCUUGUGAGCAGUAACAGUGUAAUUCCUUUAGUUGGUUCCCUCGAUGGGAUUGGUAUGCAAACAGUCAAUAAUGCUAGGCAACCUGGAAGGGAGAUCUUGAAUAACUUGAGUUUGGAAUUGAAACUAGCAGAUUCAAGUCCCAACUUGAAUGGAGACAAGGAGAUGAUUGGUGUGAUGAAUUUAAACGGGUGCUUGAGUAACUCUUUACAAGUUUACCAGAGGAAAUUGCGAGCCAAUGAACUGAUAAAGUAUUGUAGAAAGUUUGGACCCCGUUGCCUGAGUAUAUUUAAAAGAAAGAGGACGAAGAGACAGAGGGCAACUGAGUAUUGCUUAUGUUUCAUGGAUGACUGUACAAAAAAGACACUGUUGCCUUCCAGGUAUCAAUUGCGCAGCUCCUCCAAGCAACGUUCUUUGUUUACAAUCAGCCGACUCAAUCUUUCAUCAAUGCUACCUACAGCAAGUCAAAUUGAAGCAGCGAUUUGUGAUCCUGAAUCUUUCAAGUGCCAACUAUCUUUGUCUCCUUUAGUGAAAUCUAAAAGGAAAAGAUCCAAAAGGAUUCCCCGAAGUCACUCAUCUUUUUUGCAAGUGUCUCAUUCUACCAUGGUUGAGAGUACUGAUUUAGAACUCAUCUGCCAUGCUGAACAUAGUUACAAGAAAGAGGACCCCCCAUGUCUUGAACCAGCUAUUCAAGAAUGUCUUGAUCUAAUAGCGUAUACUGCUUCUGAUUUAGAGUCUAAAUCUGGAUCGGGAACUCGUGAUAUAAAAGAUUGUAAACUACUUGACAUUGAAUGCCAUCCUAAAGAAGCUUUCAUUCCAACCAGUAAGAGUAAUUUCCGAUCACAUGCAAAAGUGAAACUUAAGAUCUACCCCCCAGAUAUUGAAGUUGCUUUUCAAGAAAAAAUGUUGGCAAUUGCACAGGGUACUUCAAAGUCACAGUCAAACUCUAAAGUUAAGAGACGCCGCUUACAAAAUAAAAGUGUCCUGGCAGAAAGAGACAGCCAGCAGUUUCUUGAUAUGCAAUUCAGUCAUCAAGCAGAUUUUGAAAUCAUGGCCGCCAUUGAAUCAAUUAUCCAGCAAUUGGAGAAUCUGAAAAUAGACGACAAACAAUGCCAGCUGGUAGUGAGAAACAGAAACCUUCAAGGUGGAAUACUUCCUUACCAAAAGAAAAUAGUUCCUUUGAAGAAACAAAAAAUAGCAAAGGUUGAUCUGGAUCCAGAAACAAUCAGAAUGUGGAAUCUGUUGAUGGAGAGAGAUGCAAGUGAAUUGCCAGAGGAUACAGAUGAAGAGAAGAAAACGAAUUGGGAGGAGCAGAGGGAAUUAUUUCGUCAUCGUGUGAAGGUUUUCAUUUCCUGCAUGCAUAUUCUUCAAGGUGAUAGGCGUUUCUCGCCGUGGAAAGGAUCAGUGGUGGAUUCAGUGGUUGGAGUUUUCUUAACUCAAAAUGUAUCCGACUAUCUUUCUAGCAAUGCCUUUAUGUCUCUUGCUGCCAAAUUCCCUGCACCAUCAAGAUGUAGGGAUACAAAAGGUGUUACCCCUUGCAGUCAAGAAUCAACAUCAAAUACUACAGCACCUGAUGGCCUAAAUAUAUCACAAUCACUAGAAGCCUCCAUCUCUGCCAAGCGGGAUAAAGAACCUGGGCCACCAGAAGCUGAAUAUGAGGUUGAAGAGAAAGAGCUUGGUUUACUGGAAGAUGAAAGUGUGGUUGGAGACAAAGAGAUUGGUCUGCUAGAGGAUCGAAAUGUGGUGGGAAAUCCCCCCGAAGAUGAAAAUCUGGUUGUAGAAAAAGAGCUCGGUCCACUGGAAGAUGAGAAUGUGUCUGCAAAGAGCGAGUCUAGUCAGUUACAAGAUGAACAUAUGGUGGGAAGUUCUUCAGUGACCUCCACUUCAGAAAAGUCUACCACUCCAAAACAGACUCCUGUACGUGAAAAAGUACGUAAAGUGACAAAAAUGCAAAUACCCGAUGUUGACUGGGAGGAAUUGAGAAAAACCUACUACAAUCCAAGCAGGACUCAUGGAAGAAACUUGGAUUCUGUUGACUGGGAUGCUGUUAGAUGUGCUCCUGUUGAAGAGAUUGCUAAGGUAAUUGAGAGUAGAGGGAUGAAUAAUAUUCUUGCAGCAAAGAUCAAGGCCUUCCUAGAGCGAUUAGUUCAUGACCAUGGGAGCAUUGAUCUGGAGUGGCUGAAAGAUGUUCCUCCUGAUAAAGCCAAGGAGUUUUUAUUGAGCAUAAGAGGAGUGGGUUUGAAGAGUACGGAGUGUGUGCGGCUUUUGACUCUUGGUCAUCUUGCUUUCCCAGUCGAUACAAAUAUUGCUCGAAUAGCUGUGCGACUUGGAUGGGUGCCUUUGGAACCACUACCUGUUGAACUUCAGAUACAUCUACUGGAACAGUAUCCCCAAAUGGAUGCCAUUCAAAAGUAUCUGUGGCCACGUCUUUGCACAUUGGAUAAAAAUAUACUGUAUGUAUUACAUUACCAGUUAAUUACCUUUGGAAAGGUUAUUUGUACCAAGAAGAAUCCCAAUUGUAAUGCCUGUCCGCUAAGAGCAGAGUGCAGGCACUUUGCAAGCGCAUUUGCUAGUUCAAGGCUUCGCCUUCGAGGAGCACCAGAGAGAAGUGUGGUUAUCCCACAAGAUCAAGUAAGAGAUGAUGUGACCUUGGAUUCACAUAUUAGAGAGCAUAUACCGCCUCCUGUAAUAAAAGAUAUUGAAGACUACGGAUGGGAGAGCAAGGGUCCUAAAUGCCAUACGCAAACUCUUGUGCGAGCUGUUGAAAUUCUAGCAUCUCCACAGGCUGAAUUUGCUAGUGUAUUAGACGACAAGAAUGAGAAAUACUGUCCUCAAAAUUGUGAUCCUAUUAUUGAAAUUCCAGCAUCUCCUGAGCCCGAAUCUACAGUAUCACAUGACAGAGACACUGAAGAAGCUCAAUAUGAGUCAGAAGACGAAAAUGGGAUACCCCACUUCAGACUUAAUACUGAAGAGUUCAAGAGAAAUUUGCUGAAUUAUUUAAAUCCAGAUUUUAAAGAGGAAGAAGUAUCAAAUGCUUUGGUUGCUCUUACCCCAAAAGAUGCUACAAUACCAGCACCUAAAAUGAAGAGUGUUGAGCGUUUAAGGACAAGGCACCGAGUCUAUAUUCUACCAGAUUCACAUCCACUUUUGGCUGGGUUUGAACAGCGGGAAUAUGGUGAUCCUAGUCCAUAUCUUCUUGCAAUUUGGCCAAAAGAAUCUUCAAAUCAAUCAAGAAGCGAAAGCAGCACCCAACAAGAUUCUGAAAUUUGUGAUGGAGAUAUAGACUCUUUGGGUAAUGUUUCUCCAGAAGCAAAUGAGCAAGCAGUUUGUGGAACAAUUUUGAUACCAUGUCGAACUGCAAACAAAGGAAGCUUUCCCCUCAAUGGAACAUAUUUUCAAGUUAACGAGGUAUUUGCUGAUCAUGAAACAAGUGAAUGUCCAAUAAAUGUCCCCCGAAAGUUGAUAUGGGCAUUGGAGCAACAAUAUUUAUAUUGUGGAAGCACUGCAUCAGCAAUAGCAAGAGGUAUGGAUAUGGAGGAGAUUCAACAUUGUUUUUGGAACGGUUUUGUAUGUGUAAGAGGAUUUAACAGGCAAACAUGUGAGCCAGAACAUCUUGUAAAACGAUUUCAUGAACUCCCAAGUGUAGCUGGGAAGAAGAAAUUUCAUGAUGACGAAUAAGAUUAAAGUUGGAACAUGGCUGAAUUGGAGUAUGAGAACCUGCAAGGAAAAAAGGCAACAGUUAACCGUCAUUUCCGACAUUCUCAUAUUCCUGCCAUUUCCGACUAUUGUUGAUUAGGAAUUAGGAUUAGAACUAGUCAUAUUGGUGUAAAUGCUUUAUCAUAAAUAUAUCUUUGCUCGUUUUACUAAACAUGUAAUUUUUAUUUUGCGCAUUAAAUUGUGUAAUAAUCAAAAUAAAUAAAGUAGUAUUUACUUUUCUUGUUGAACUUGUUAAAGAGAACUGUUAACUAUUUUACAUAUAAUUUUUAUUUGUCUUAUUAAAAAAUAUAUUUUA
Messenger RNA from Cuscuta epithymum, 4738 nucleotides. Lineage: Eukaryota; Viridiplantae; Streptophyta; Magnoliopsida; Solanales; Convolvulaceae. The record is from the annotation of a GenBank genome assembly.